AUGAAGGGCGAGGUUCUUCACCUUCACCUGGGCCAGGCUGGUACCCAGCUUGGUAACAGUGCCUGGGAGCUGUACCUCCUUGAGCACGGCCUGAGCGCUGACGGCCGUCCGGACCCCAACCUGAAGGACAUCGGCGAGGGUGGCUCGUACGAGACCUUCUUUACCGAGACCAGUAACGGCAAGUAUGUGCCGCGGUCUAUCUUUGUCGACCUCGAUCCGUCUCCGAUCGACGAGAUCCGCACCGGCAACUAUCGCCAGCUCUUUCACCCUGAGCUGCUUAUCAGCGGCAAGGAGGAUGCCGCCAACAACUACGCCCGUGGUCACUACACCAUUGGCAAGGAGAUGGUCGACAACGUCAUUGACCGUAUCCGCCGUGUCGCCGACAACUGCAACUCCCUUCAGGGCUUCCUGAUCUUCCACUCUUUCGGUGGUGGUACCGGCUCUGGUUUCGGUGCUCUGCUGCUGGAGCGUCUGUCUACGGAGUACGGUAAGAAGUGCAAGCUGGAGUUUGCCAUCUACCCGGCUCCCCGUGUCUCCACCGCCGUUGUCGAGCCCUACAACGCCGUUCUGUCGACCCACAGCACUAUUGAGAACUCGGACUGCACGUUCCUCGUCGAUAACGAGGCUGUUUACGACAUCUGCCGCCGCAACCUGGAUAUCCCCCGCCCCGACUACGAGCACCUGAACCGCCUCAUCGCUCAGGUUGUCAGCUCCAUUACCUCUUCUCUGCGCUUCGACGGUGCCCUGAACGUGGAUUUGAACGAGUUCCAGACCAACCUGGUCCCCUACCCGCGUAUCCACUACCCGCUGAUCAGCUACGCUCCUGUCGUCUCUGCGUCCAAGAGCGCUCACGAGAGCUUCAAGGUCCACGACCUGACUUUCCAGUGUUUCGAGCCCAACAACCAGAUGGUUGUCUGCGACCCCCGCAACGGCAAGUAUAUGGCUGUGGCUCUGCUGUAUCGCGGCGACGUCGUUCCCCGCGACUGCAACGCCGCUGUUGCUGCGCUGAAGGCGAAGGCGUCGUUCAACCUGGUCGAGUGGUGCCCUACUGGUUUCAAGAUCGGCAUCAACUACCAGAAGCCCGUGGCUGUGCCGACCGCCUCGCCCACCGACGGGGGCCUCGCCAGUGUCGACCGCUCCGUCUCCAUGCUGUCCAACACCACUGCCAUUGCCGAGGCAUGGUCGCGUCUCGACCACAAGUUCGACCUCAUGUACAGCAAGCGCGCCUUCGUGCACUGGUACGUUGGUGAGGGUAUGGAGGAGGGUGAGUUCAGCGAGGCCCGUGAGGAUCUUGCUGCGCUUGAGAAGGAUUACGAGGAGGUGGCCGCCGAUUCGUUCGAGGCUGAGGAGGGCGACAUUGAGUACUAA
Molecule: messenger RNA, 1368 nt
Organism: Sporothrix brasiliensis 5110
Lineage: Eukaryota; Fungi; Ascomycota; Sordariomycetes; Ophiostomatales; Ophiostomataceae
Product: tubulin alpha
Exons: 5
Coding region: 1-1368 (455 amino acids)
Biological process (GO): mitotic cell cycle; microtubule cytoskeleton organization
Cellular component (GO): cytoplasm; microtubule
Molecular function (GO): GTP binding; structural constituent of cytoskeleton
Source: RefSeq, a predicted model, not a curated record